Molecule: messenger RNA, 2862 nt
Organism: Diospyros lotus (date-plum)
Lineage: Eukaryota; Viridiplantae; Streptophyta; Magnoliopsida; Ericales; Ebenaceae
Exons: 16
Coding region: 246-2675 (809 amino acids)
Source: RefSeq, a predicted model, not a curated record
CGAUUUCUAGGUUUUAUGCUAAAACGCAUUUCAAGCCUCGACCCGACGAAGGCCUGAGGCAUUUAAAUCCACAGACACUACCCCGCCGGGCGAGGGGAAUCGAUCGAAAGCUGCACAAUCCGAACAAUCAUGGCGGAUUCUUCUGAUUCUGAUCAAUAGAGACACUCCUCAACUUACAUCUCACAGGCGUCGCUAUAUAUAUAUAUAUAUAUAUGUGCAGAUAGAGAAUUCACUGAGCUGGAAACAUGAGAUCAGUUUCGAGCCUAGUUUUUUUGUUGCUGUACUUCACAUUGAGCGUGCUUCAACAGCAAUCGGAGUCUGCACCUCAAGCCUUUCGGAGAGACCCGGGGCAUCCUCAGUGGCAUCACGGAGCCUUUCAAGACGUCAAAGAUAGUGUCCGAUCCGACGUCCGUAGCAUGCUUCAUUCCCGCGCCGAGGUUCCUUUUCAGGUACCACUCGAAGUAAAUGUUGUCCUGAUUGGUUUCAGUGGUGAUGGUGGCUAUAGAUAUACUAUUGAUGCACACAAGUUGGAAGAGUUUCUAAGAGUCAGCUUCCCUUCUCACAGGCCAUCAUGCCUAGAGACAGGCCAGCCCCUUGAUGUUGAGCAUCACAUAGUCUACAAUGUAUUUCCUGCUGGGCAACCAGAACUGAUAGAACUUGAGAAGGCACUCAGGGAAGCAAUGGUUCCUGCCGGAACUGCUAGAGAGGUCGAUUUUGGGAGAGAGGUCCCUGCUUUUGAUGUGGAUGCAACAGCCGUAGAGCCAGUGUUCCAGAAUCUUUAUUCCUACAUAUUUGACAUGGAAAGUGGGAGAUAUUCUACAGAAGAGACAGACAGACCUGUUCCAAGUGCAAUAUUUAUUAUCAAUUUUGACAAGGUCAGGAUGGACCCUAGGAAGAAGGAUAUUGAUCUUGAUAGUCUAACAUAUGGAAAACUUCCUGAGCUAACUGAGGAAGAGAUGAAGAAACAGGAGGGAGAUUAUGUUUAUCGUUAUCGUUAUAGUGGAGGGGGUGCCUCUCAGGUUUGGCUGAGCUCUGGAAGAUUUGCUGUAAUCGACCUCUCAGCAGGUCCUUGCACAUAUGGAAAGAUUGAAACUGAAGAAGGCAGCGUUAGUUCCAGAACACUUCCCAGGUUACGGAAAGUUAUUUUUCCAAGAGGUUUUGUUGUACCUAAUGAUCAUUCCAUGGAGGAUAUUUUUUUUGGAGAAGUGGCUGCUCUGGUUGCAACUACGGUUGAACAUGUCAUAGCUCCUGAUGUUAGGUUUGAAAUUGUUGAUACAACUACAAGGUUGCUUAUACCAAUCAUUGUCCUCCAAAAUCAUAACCGAUACAGUAUCAUGAAUAAAGGGCAUAACUACAGCAUAGAUAUUGAAGCGAUUGAAGCUGAGAUAAAGAAGAUGGUUCACCAAGGGCAGGACGUAGUGAUGAUAGGGGGUUCCAAUGCAUUACAUCGCCAUGAGAAAUUGGCUAUUGCUCUUUCAAAAGCAAUGCGAAGCCAUUCUCUUCAAGAGGCUAAGAAUGAUGGACGCUUUCAUGUUCAUACAAAGACUUAUUUAGAUGGAGCUAUUCUUAAAGAGGAGAUGGAACGAUCCACUGAUAUGCUUGCUGCAGGUUUACUUGAGAUGUCUGACCCAUCCCUUUCUAGUAAAUUUUUCCUUCGCCAGCAUUGGAUGGAUGAAUCUGAUGGUUCAAGUGAUUCAAUACUGAAGCAUAAACCUCUUUGGGCUACUUAUAGCACCAAACGUGGAAAGGACAAGAGACGGAAAAUUGGAAAGAAACUUGGCGAUCUCCACCGGACUUAUGGAACAAGGGUCAUCCCUGUUUUUGUUCUCUCACUGGCUGAUGUGGAUCCUCACCUUAUGAUGGAAGAUGAAAGUCUUGUUUGGACAAGUAAUGAUGUUGUUAUUGUACUUCAGCAUCAAAAUGAAAACAUACCCUUAAGUUAUGUCUCAGAAACGGAGAGAAGGCAAGCCAUUCCAUCACAAGUGCAGCGUCAUAUAUUGGCAGGGCUAACUUCUGUUGUGGGUGGAAUAAGCGCACCUUAUGAGAAGGCUUCUCAUGUACAUGAAAGGCCAGUUGUGAAUUGGUUGUGGGCCACUGGUUGCCAUCCAUUUGGACCAUUCUCAAAUACUUCCCAAGUUAGCCAAAUGCUUCAGGAUGUUGCAUUGAGGAACACAAUAUAUGCACGUGUAGAUUCUGCUCUUCAUCGAAUUCGAGAUACAUCAGAGACAGUUCAAUCUUUUGCAGCAGAAUAUCUGAAAACCCCUCUUGGUGAACCGGUGAAAGGCAAAAGGAACAAGUCAAGCACUGAGCUGUGGUUGGAGAAGUUCUACAAAAAGACAACAAACCUCCCAGAACCAUUUCCACACGAACUAGUCGAAAGAUUAGCGAAAUACUUAAAUAGCCUUGAAGAACAGCUUGUAGAUCUGUCUUCCCUGUUAUAUGACCAUCGCUUACAAGAUGCAAACUUGAAUAGCACAGAGAUUCUCCAGAGCUCCAUCUUUACACAGCAGUACGUAGAACACGUAUUGGCCAGCGAGAAGGAGAAAAUGAAAUGUUGCAAUAUUCAGUACAAAUUUCCAGUGCACACCUCCCAGAAUUUCAUAUAUGCUGGAAUUCUUCUUGCUGGAUUCUUUGUAUAUUUUCUUGUCAUUUUCUUUUCAUCUCCUGUGCGUUGAUGGAACAAAAUCUCUAGAUUUAGCCAAAAUGUACUUUGGAUUUUGUCUUCGCUCAUUUUAAUCAGUUACUCCUGCAGGAAAAUGCAUGUCCCCGGCGAAUUACAUUAUACACCCAAAAGUGUAAUAUUUUAACACAGGAAAAAAAGCGUAUCUUUUAGUUUUAAAUGUCAGAACUUCUUUUGCAAAA